AUGUUGGCACUUAAAAAUUCUUAUUUUAUUUUUGAGUCUAUACGGUGCCUUCCUGGCUACGUAGGAGACACGUGUCAGUUUGCAGACCCCUGCGCCCCUGUGCUUUGCCAGAACGGGGGCACCUGCUACUCCAGGGCUCUUCCUCCUCCGGCCUCCCCUGAGUAUAUGUGUGUCUGCCCUCCUGGUUUCACUGGGGAAAAAUGCCAGGGCGUGGUUGGUGAUCCCUGCUUCCCGUCACCCUGCCAACAUGGAGGGACAUGCCAGCGGAUCUCCCAGAAAGAGCAUCAAUGCCAAUGUCUAUCAGGAUGGACAGGGAAGAACUGCCAGUUGAUGGAUUUCUGCCCUGCCAACCCUUGUGCCAACGGUGGGACGUGUGUCAUCACCUACCCUGUCAUUGUGUGCCAGUGCUGGCCAGGCUUUGAAGGGCACACCUGCCAACAUGACAUCAAUGAAUGCUUCACGUCCCCCAGCCCCUGCCUCAACAGUGGCAGCUGUAUCAACAGCAUCGGCUCCUUCCGCUGUUUGUGCCCAUCCAACUUCUCUGGUCCUCUCUGCCAGUACCGACGGGGGCCUUGCUCCUCGGAGAUCUGUCUCCAUGGGGGCACCUGCCGUCACGUCGACGGAGGAUACCACGGCUGCCUCUGCCUGCCAGGCUACACUGGUCAGUAUUGCGAGGUGAAUCCAGACGACUGCGCAGGACAUCCGUGUCUCAACGGAGGCACCUGCCAGGAUGGUAUUGGGUCAUACACCUGCCAUUGCAUCCAAGGCUGGACAGGGCUUCUUUGCCACUUGCCUGAUGCCUGCCUCAGCAAUCCGUGCCAUCCUGAUGCCCACUGUGACACGGACCUCCAGACUGGCCAUGCCAUCUGCACAUGCCAUCUGGGUUAUGCUGGAGCUCUGUGCUACGAAGACAUUGACGAGUGCCGGAUGGGGAGCAACCCAUGCGAACACAGAGGAAGCUGCUACAAUACGCCCGGCUCGUUCACCUGCUCCUGCCUCAGGGGCUACACAGGCUCCAGGUGCGAAUCUAACCUCAACGAGUGCCUCAGCCAGCCUUGUCAAAACGGGGCUUCCUGCUUGGACCUGCUGGACCGUUUCCAAUGCCUCUGCCCAUCCGGGUUCAGUGGGCUGUUCUGCGAAGUUGAAGAGUGUCUCCAAGGCCGUUGCCUCAACGGGGGAACCUGUGUACUCCAGAGCUAUGGCUUCGCCUGCCUGUGUCCUCCUGGUUUCGAAGGACUUCGGUGUGAGAGAGAUGCUGAUUUCUGUCACGAUGACCCUUGCCAGCAUGGAACCUGUGUGAAUGUCCCCGGCUCCUUCACCUGCGUUUGUGCUCCAGGAUUCACAGGACCCCUCUGCAAGGAAUUCAGUGACCCUUGUUGGGAGUUUCAGUGCCUUAAUGGAGGCAGUUGCCGCAGGACAGAAUCCGGGCCAAUUUGUAUAUGUUCACCUGGAUGGACCGGCCAGAAGUGCGACACAGAGGUGGAUGCCUGCAAUUCCAGCCCAUGCCACCAGAGGGCUACUUGCUUGAGCCGCCAGGGAGCCUUCCAGUGCGUCUGUCCCAGCGGCUACGUAGGGGCAGCGUGCGAUGCAGAGGUGGACGAAUGUUCUUCCAGCCCCUGUUUGAAUUCUGGAACUUGCCUUAACAGCCCUGGUAGUUUUCACUGCCUCUGCCCCAGAGGCUAUUCAGGACUCAAAUGUCAGGUUACCCUGGACCUUUGCUCGGACUAUCCCUGCAAGAAUGGAGGCCAAUGCAGAGUGAAGGAAUCUGCACCCCACUGUUUCUGCCCUCCAGGAUGGGGCGGCCCCCAAUGCCAACAGAGGGCCAAUCAGAACAGAGACAACUGCACGGACCGGACCGCAGAAGCUGGUUGCCAGUGCCCGCCGACACAAAAGUGCCUAAAUGGAGGAAGCUGUACCAAGACGACAGAUGGUUUUCAAUGCUUAUGUCCGCCAGGAACAAAAGGACCCAAUUGUCACCUGGAUCCCUGCUCUCUAGCCAGCCCCCCCUGCUACUAUGGCGGGACCUGCAUGGCUCAGGCUGAGGGGUUUUUGUGCAUCUGCCCCCCUGGAUAUGUAGGAGAAAGGUGUCAGGGGGUGGUGGAUGCCUGCUUCUCCCAGCCUUGCCACCGGCCCGGGUCCCGGAGCUGCCAGUCUGAUGAACAUGGUUUCCACUGUCUCUGCAACCCUGGAUAUUCAG
Protobothrops mucrosquamatus (brown spotted pit viper) is the source of this 2197-nucleotide messenger RNA. Its product is annotated as neurogenic locus notch homolog protein 4-like. The annotation marks the transcript as partial. Gene Ontology annotation, biological process: Notch signaling pathway. Gene Ontology annotation, molecular function: calcium ion binding; Notch binding. The transcript is spliced from 13 exons. Lineage: Eukaryota; Metazoa; Chordata; Lepidosauria; Squamata; Viperidae. The record is from RefSeq and is a predicted model, not a curated record.